AUGAGAGAGUUAACCAAGAGAACUACUGAGAGCAUUUGGAAGAUCCAAAACUACAGGCACAAUUUUCUACAAGCUCAAGCUGCUUUACUGACUGAUAAAUUUAAUGUGGAUUUGGUUGAUAGAAUUAAACAGCUUUCUUUUGAUCUUAUAAAGGCCACUAAUCUAGAAGAGCAGGUUCUAAUGAAAAGAGUCAAAGUAGAUUGGCUUCUUCUUAGAGAUAGAAAUAACAGGUACUUUCAUGCCACCUUGAAGAUAAAAAAUAAAGCUUUAGGUAUCCAUGCAUUAGAAGAUCCCAAUGGGAUGGAAAUAACAGGGCAUGACAAUAUGGAGAGAGAGGUGCUAAGAUUCUAUGAGGAUCUAAUUGGGAAAUCUAGCAAUCAGUUGAGACAUAUUAAUGUGGAGGUUUUGAGGAAUGGUGCUCAACUCAGUCAUACAGACCAAAAUGAGUUGAUACAACCUGUUGUUGACAAGGAAAUCAUGGCAGCCCUAAAAAGUAUUGGAGACACAAAGGCCCUUGAGAUUGAUGGAUAUAAUGCCAAAUUAUUCAUGGAAGCGUGGGAGAUCAUUGGAAAAGAUGUGAAGGCUGCAGUGUAUGACUUCUUUGAGCAUGGAAGACUGUACAAGGCAGUAAACUGUACCAUUGUUACUCUGAUUCUCAAGUUCCCAAAUGCCAAUAAGAUGAAGGAUAUGAGACCUAUUGCAUGUUGUAUAGUGUUAUACAAGAUAAUAUCCAAGAUUCUCACCAAUAGACUGAGCAAAGUUAUCAAUAUUGUGGUAGACUACAGUUAG
This is a messenger RNA of Vicia villosa (hairy vetch), 789 nucleotides long. RefSeq lists its product as uncharacterized. The record is from RefSeq and is a predicted model, not a curated record. The transcript has a single exon. The coding region runs from base 1 to 789 and encodes 262 amino acids. Lineage: Eukaryota; Viridiplantae; Streptophyta; Magnoliopsida; Fabales; Fabaceae.